AGUUACUUGAUUAACCUCUCCCUUCCCUACUCUUCAUCUGUCAACACACAGUCAACACUGCACAUACACUUGCUAAAAAAAAUUAAAAUCCAAAGCAACACAUCAUUCGGUGUCUAAUGUAGAAGAGGACUGGAAUGAAUGACUGGAAUGAACUGAAGAUGCUCAGGUCUUCUGCCUGGUUGUUGCCUUUUGUCUGCUUUUUUGGUAUAGGUAAUGGUCAGAGUGAUAUAGGCUACUUUUGGCACGUGACUGACAUUCACUAUGACCACACCUACAACGACGAGAAACUGUCUUGCAAUGACAACAUCCCUGGUCAGCUUCCUGCGUAUGGCGACUCGUGGUGUGAUGCCACCUGGAAGCUGGUAGUGGACAGCAUCAACGCCAUGGCCACCAUCGAACCAAAUGUGGACUUCCUCAUCUGGACUGGUGACAACGUAGCGCACAUCUCUGACGACUAUAUGAGCUUGGAAAUCACUCUGCAGGUGCUCCAGAACUUAACAAAUGCACUGAGUCAAAGGCUGGGCAAGGUGCCAGUCUACGCCUCUCUAGGAAAUCAUGACUUUUAUCCUGACUCACAAGCCAGCCCCGUUGUGGGGCACCCGUUCUACUCAAACAUAGCAGACAUGUGGCAGGAUUGGGUGAUAAAUCAGUCAAAUGCCAUCGAUGACAGUAGACAAGGUGGCUACUACGCUGUCAAAGUGAGCCCAAACGUUCGUCUGCUAGCACUCAACACAAAUCUGUAUUACAAAAGAGAUAAACUCACUCCCAAUGUGCCAGAUCCUGUGGGUCAGUUUGCAUGGAUGCAGAAACAACUUCAGGAAGCCAAAAGUACUGGAGAAAAAGUCAUCGUCACUGGUCACGUGCCUCCUGGGCUGCCAAUGCCGCUGUAUUCUGACUGGUACUGGCCAGUGUUUAAGACCAAGUUUAUGGACAUCCUAUUCAACUACACAGACAUAAUAGUGGCUUUACACUUUGGACAUGAUCAUUAUGACAGCUUCAAGAUUUUACAAAGUGUUGAUGGCACCAAAGCUGUACCACAGUUUAACGCCCCGGCAGUGACGCCAUGGCGGCACAAGGUGAAAGAAGAUGGCGUGGAGAAGGUUGGAGAACCUCACAACCCUGGUCUGAGGCUCAUCAAGUACAACCGCAGCACUGGAGCACAACUGGACUAUGCACAGUACUUCAUCAACAUCACCAAGGCCAAUGCUGGGGCAGAGGGGGCCGUGUGGACACUACUUUAUAAUUUUACCUCGGCCUAUGGAGUCUCAGACAUGAGCGUCAAUUCUUUGAGAAGUAUCUUCAAAAAGCUGGAGGACAACACGAGUCCACUCUACCAGAAGUUCUGCAACAACUGGGCGGUCAGUGACUUGGACAGGAGGUGCACCGACGACAUGAGGGCUAACAUAUGGUGUGGCGGUCAGAACUACAUGCUAGCCAAAGCUGAGCAGUGCAGCAAAGACAGACAAAGAAAAGACAAUGCUGCCCACCGCCUGUCUGGGAGUGCCUCCAUUGUAUUUCUCUUAUUACUGUUAGUUUCUAAUUACUUUAUGUAGUCAAUUAAAGGCACAUUCCUCCUUCCAUAUGCUAGGACUAAUUUCUACAAGUGCUCCUUCUUCCCUAAUGCUAUUAGAGCAUGGAAUGAGUUGCCUGAGCCAGCCAGGAAAACCAGGGACUUUGUAGAAUUUAAGCCAUUGUGUAACAUGCAUGACUAGAUGCAUGACGCGUAAGACGUAAUCAUCUUCUUUUUUGAAGUAACGUCUGUAUUUUAUAAGAUAAGAUAAUGUGUUACCAACAUGUAAGAAACAUGGUAUGGAGUCUCAGACAUGAGCGUCAAUUCUUUGAGAAGUAUCUUCAAAAAGACACUUUUAACAUAAUAUUUUAUUCAGCAUUUUUCAUUGUAAUGUUUACAUAUAAGAUGUGAAUGCAUUUGGCUUGUUAGAUUGAUUCGAUAUUAUGCGUGUAUGUAUGUUUAUGGAAUGGAGAGACACAUUAUGUUUAUUACUAUGUAUUAACUAAUUUAAAAACUAUUUGUAAAAAAUAUCACUUUAGUAAACUAAAAUCAUGAAACGUCA
Biomphalaria glabrata is the source of this 2072-nucleotide messenger RNA. Its product is annotated as acid sphingomyelinase-like phosphodiesterase 3b. Gene Ontology annotation, molecular function: hydrolase activity. The transcript is spliced from 7 exons. The coding region runs from base 135 to 1553 and encodes 472 amino acids. The record is from RefSeq and is a predicted model, not a curated record. NCBI's taxonomy places the organism in Eukaryota, Metazoa, Mollusca, Gastropoda, Planorbidae.